GCAGCAGAAAAGUACCGCGUAGGCUUCCGCAAGUCGAGCGCGGCGACGAGAAAAAAGACGAACAGCUUUCGCAAGUGCUACAUCGCGCAGAAGAUCGUCUCUGUUCCGUGUGACGAGGAGGGAGAUGUGGUUGAUGGCUACCAUCCACAUAUCAGCAACCACCCGUCCGAUACAGCGUGCCCUCCGACAGGCGACAGUAUGUUCGAGGACAUCGACAUCACCCCUACGAAGACCAAGAAAUCGAAGAGAACGGAGCCGUUCCGUCGAGUGGGGUCACUUCACUCAGCGCUGGACAGUUCAGGCGAUGAGGAGUCGAGCGCCGACGAGGCACUUGCUGAGGCCGUCGAGGACUUAGUCACGGAAGCUGCACGCUGGCUCCGCGACGAAGAAGACCGAGAGCGUCGACGAGUAGAGAAAGUCGCACGCAGACGUCGCGCUGCUACCCCACUGGUCGUCCUCAGCUCGAGUUCGGCCACAAGCACAUGGAGCUUCAUCGCCAGUAACUCGAGUCCCCUGCCUGUACAGUCGAGCCUGCAGACCUCUACGACAGCUUCUCAGACUAAGAGGUGGAAGAGCAUCGCGCAAGAGACGGCAACCUCUACGUCAGCGUCUCAGACCAAAAGGCAGAAGACGGUCGCGCAGGAGGAGACGCUGAGAGCAUCCAGCUCUGAUCGAGCAACAACGCCCGUGAGUGUUGGCAGUGAGACUGUGCGCUCGAAAGGGAAGAGCAACAACGGUACAGGAGGGGCUACAACCCUGUCGAAGUCCACGGUGGCAAAGAAAUCAUCGAAGCGUGUGUGCAGCAUACUUUAGAGCGGGGCGAAAUCACGCGUGAAUUAUACAACACGACGAAAGAGAGGUGGCGAUGAGAAUAACUGAAGAAAGCUCCUGGUUUUAGGGUGAUUGAAUUUGUUCCAAACAGAGACUGGAUACAUGUUGGCGGAGAUUUA
Didymella exigua CBS 183.55 is the source of this 950-nucleotide messenger RNA. RefSeq lists its product as uncharacterized. The record is from RefSeq and is a predicted model, not a curated record. Lineage: Eukaryota; Fungi; Ascomycota; Dothideomycetes; Pleosporales; Didymellaceae. The transcript is spliced from 2 exons. The coding region runs from base 199 to 813 and encodes 204 amino acids.